AUGGAGCAUCUGCCAUGGGUCGGACCAGUGCUUCGUCCGUCCUUGGAUCGCGUCUCCAGGAGCGGCUGCGUGGCAAACAGGAUGGGCUUACUUGGGAGCAAAAACCAGCUGAUGUCCAAUGAGAAAUGCACUUCUGGAAGCAAUCCAAAACACAAGAGUAAACCUCCUCCUGCCCCACCCAAGGGCAGACAAUUUAUCAACAUCCCUCAUCUAAACCAAGCCUCUGUACAAGAAAACGUCAUUGUGAUUGCACUGUACGACUUUGCUGCCUCAAGCGACCGUGAUCUGGAGCUGGUCAAGGGGGAGAAACUCCAAGUCCUCUCCAACGAGGGGGACUGGUGGCUGGCAAAAUCCCUCAGCACUGGGAAGAAAGGCUACAUCCCCAGCAACUUUGUUGCACAAGUGGACAGCUUGGAAGAAGAAAAGUGGUAUUUUAAAACUCUGAGCAGAAAAGAUGCUGAACGGCUGCUGUUGUCUUCUGGUAACAAAGUUGGCUCAUUCCUUGUCAGAGAGAGUGAGACCAGCAAAGGUGCCUAUUCCUUGUCCGUGAGAGACAGCGACUCUGCUCACGGGGACAUCAUCAAACACUACAGGAUCCGCUCCUUGGAUGGCGGGGGUUAUUACAUCUCCCCCAGGACGACGUUCACCAGCCUGCCAGAGCUAAUCCAUCAUUACAGCCAGAAGGUAGACGGCCUGUGCCAGAGGCUCACAGCUCCCUGCAUAUCCCUGGUUCCGCAGAGGCCCUGGGCACAGGACGAGUGGGAGAUCCCGCGGGAGUCUCUGAAACUUGUGAAGAAACUCGGCAGUGGGCAGUUUGGGGAAGUGUGGAUGGGCUACUACAAGAACAACAUCAAGGUGGCUGUGAAGACCAUGAAGGAGGGCAGCAUGGAUCCUGACGCCUUCUUGGCAGAGGCAAACCUGAUGAAGAGGCUCCAGCAUAACAAACUGGUCCGGCUAUAUGCGGUGGUCACAAAGCAGCCAAUCUACAUUGUGACAGAGUACAUGGCCAAUGGGUGUUUGCUGGAUUUCUUGAAGACAGAAGAAGGAAGCCAGCUGAAUCUCCCAAAACUCAUUGAUAUGUCUGCUCAGGUGGCAGAGGGGAUGGCAUACAUCGAGCGAAUGAAUUCCAUCCACCGUGACCUGAGAGCCGCCAACAUUCUCGUCUCGGAGACGCUCUGCUGCAAAAUUGCUGAUUUUGGCCUGGCCAGGAUCAUCGAGGACGAAUACUUGGCGCAAGAAGGGGCCAAGUUCCCGAUCAAAUGGACGGCGCCGGAGGCCAUUAACUUUGGAGUUUUCACCAUCAAAUCCGACGUCUGGUCUUUUGGGAUCCUCCUGACUGAAAUCAUAACCUAUGGCAGGAUCCCCUACCCAGGGAUGACCAACCCCGAGGUGAUUCGCAACCUGGAGCGGGGCUACCGCAUGCCCUGCCCGGACAUGUGUCCUGCCGAGCUCUACAACAUCAUCCUGAAAUGCUGGCGGAACAAGCCCGAGGAGCGCCCGACCUUUGAGUACCUGCAGUCGGUCCUUGAGGACUUUUACACGGCCACGGAGAAGCAGUACGAGCCGGAGCCGCAGCUGUAG
Molecule: messenger RNA, 1581 nt
Organism: Cygnus atratus (black swan)
Lineage: Eukaryota; Metazoa; Chordata; Aves; Anseriformes; Anatidae
Gene: BLK
Product: BLK proto-oncogene, Src family tyrosine kinase
Exons: 13
Coding region: 1-1581 (526 amino acids)
Biological process (GO): cell surface receptor protein tyrosine kinase signaling pathway; innate immune response; cell differentiation
Cellular component (GO): extrinsic component of cytoplasmic side of plasma membrane
Molecular function (GO): non-membrane spanning protein tyrosine kinase activity; ATP binding; signaling receptor binding
Source: RefSeq, a predicted model, not a curated record